CGCAAAGAGCAGCAGUGCCGCCGCCGAUUAGGUCCUAGCGCUUUGGUGGAGAUGUUGGACAUCAAUCUCUUCCGGGAAGAAAAGGGUCACAACCCUGAACUCAUCCGCGAAUCUCAGCGCCGUCGUUUCGCCAAUGUCGAACAAGUCGACGAAGUCAUCCAUCUCGACAAAGAAUGGCGAAAGCGACAAUUUGAGCUGGAGAAUCUCCGGAAAGAGGUCAACAAGAUCAGCAAGGAAGUCUCUAAGCUUAAGCGUGCAGGUGAAGAUGCGACCAUGCUCAUCAGUGAAUCGGAGGAUGUAAAGAGACAGAUAGCAGAUAAAGAGGUUGAAGUUCAGGAAACCUUAAAACAGCUGAACUCAAAGCUGGAAACAAUUGGAAACCUUGUGCAUGAUUCAGUUCCAGUCAGCGAUGAUGAGGCCAACAAUGCGGUGAUUAGAUCAUGGGGGGAGAAGAGGAUGGAGCCUAAACUGAAGAAUCAUGUGGAUCUAGUUGAGCUCCUUGAAAUAGCAGAUACAAAGAAAGGAGCUGAUGUUGCUGGAGGUAGAGGUUUCUAUCUCAAAGGAGAUGGUGUUCGUCUCAAUCAAGCUUUAAUUAACUUUGGACUUGAUUUUUUGGAAAAAAGAGGAUAUACUUUGUUGCAUACCCCUUUCUUCAUGAGAAAAGAUAUAAUGUCAAAAUGUGCUCAGUUAGCCCAAUUUGAUGAAGAGCUUUAUAAGGUUACAGGUGAAGGAGAAGACAAAUAUCUUAUUGCAACAGCUGAGCAGCCAUUAUGUGCAUAUCAUUUACAUGAUUGGAUCCACCCUUCUCAACUACCUAUACGAUACGCUGGAUAUUCAUCAUGUUUCCGUAAGGAAGCUGGAUCUCAUGGUCGCGAUACCCUGGGAAUAUUUAGAGUUCACCAGUUUGAGAAAGUGGAGCAGUUUUGCCUUACUAGCCCAAAUGGCAAUGAUUCUUGGGAUAUGCACGAGGAAAUGAUGAAGAACUCUGAGGAUUUUUACAAAGCCUUAAACCUUCCUUAUCAAGUAGUAGCCAUUGUAUCUGGUGCUUUGAAUGACGCUGCAGCAAAGAAGUGUGAUCUAGAAGCGUGGUUUCCAGCAUCUCAAGCUUAUAGAGAGCUUGUGUCUUGUUCUAACUGUACUGACUAUCAGGCCAGAAGACUAGAAAUUCGAUACGGUCAGAAGAAGAGCAAUGAGCAGACUAAGCAAUAUGUUCACUUGUUGAACUCUACUCUCACCGCUACUGAGAGGACUAUUUGCUGCAUACUGGAAAAUUACCAGAAGGAGGAUGGUGUAGAGAUACCAGAAGUCCUCAGACCAUUCAUGGGUGGAAAGACUUUUCUUCCUUUCAAGAGCCAAACAACUAAUGAAGCCAAAGGGAAGAAAUCGAAGGCCUAAUUGCAUCAUUUUUUCAGUCUGAUAUUCACGAAAGAGUUUGUUUAAAAUGAAUCUUACUUUAUCCCUGUGUUAUUUCCUAUCAUAAGUUGCCGCUACCUCCCCCUUUAUUGUCAUUUCCCCUUUGGGUCUGAUAUUUAUGAAAAGAUGUCAUUUAAAAUGAAUCUUAGCUUACCCCUUUGUUA
This is a messenger RNA of Neltuma alba, 1577 nucleotides long. RefSeq names its product serine--tRNA ligase. Gene Ontology annotation, biological process: seryl-tRNA aminoacylation. The transcript is spliced from 9 exons. Bases 52 to 1395 code for a protein of 447 amino acids. The record is from RefSeq and is a predicted model, not a curated record. Gene Ontology annotation, molecular function: ATP binding; serine-tRNA ligase activity. Lineage: Eukaryota; Viridiplantae; Streptophyta; Magnoliopsida; Fabales; Fabaceae.